This is a messenger RNA of Medioppia subpectinata, 2105 nucleotides long. The record is from the annotation of a GenBank genome assembly. NCBI's taxonomy places the organism in Eukaryota, Metazoa, Arthropoda, Arachnida, Sarcoptiformes, Oppiidae.
GUUCUUCAAUUUUACAAAUAGAGAGUGACUUAACAGUCAAACCAUUCAAACAUUAGUUUUCUAGUGAAUUAUAUUGUAAAACAAAUCACUGCGAUAUCAAUGUUUGCCAACAUUAAUAUUAAUUACACAUAAUUUCUUAAUAUUAAGCAAAUUUGAAAAUCCGAUUGCAAAAUGCCUCGACCCGUGUCCGCACAAUCACGUAAUGAACAACGAAUGCAAGAAAAGGCCGGACGACAGGCAGCUCUGGCCAAAGAUCCCAUCGAAAGACUUAGACUUCGUUGCCUACAAAGGGGUGCCUCAGGAAUACUGGGUCUCGGAAAGACAUUCCGUAUAAUGGAUGACAACCAGAGCGGAGACUUAACUUUAGACGAGUUUACUAAUGGGUUAAGAGAUAUGAGUUUAGAUGUGACCGACGAUGAGAUCAGCGAUAUGUUCAAACAGUUUGAUAGGGACGGCAACGGAGCCGUCAAAUACGACGAGUUCCUCAAAGCUGUCAGACCACCGAUGAAUAAAACGCGUCUAAAUUUGAUUGACUUGGCGUUCAAGAAAAUGGACAAAACUGGCGACGGAGUGGUCACUCUCGACGACUUGAAGGGUGUCUACAAUACUAGAAGUCAUCCGGAGUUCCAAAACGGACAGAAGACAGAGAAGGAACUGUUCGAAGGCUUUCUCAAGAAGUUCGAAGAGGGAGGUUCUGUCGACGGAAUGUUAACGAAAGAUGAAUUCACGGACUACUACUCAGGAGUGAGCGCUUCUAUCGAUGAAGACAUCUAUUUUGAUCUAAUGAUGAGACAGUUGUUGGGCGUAACGCGAGAGUCAACGCGCGAUGAGAUCUCGCGUGAGUACCGAAAGUUGGCCCGAAAAUGGCAUCCAGACCUCCAUCGCGGCGAAGAGGCCAAAGCCGUGGCCACCGAUCGCUUCAGACAAGUGGCCAACGCUUACGAAGUGCUCAAAGAAGAAGAGAGUCGAAGGGAUUACGACUAUAUGGUCGACAAUCCCGACGAAAUGUAUGCCCAUUACUAUCGAUACUACCGGCGUAUGUAUGCGCCCAAAGUGGACGUUCGCAUCGUUAUUGUGGUCACAAUUAGUAUCAUCUCUGGCUUCCAAUACUAUGCAAUGCACUCGCGAUAUAAAGAGGCCAUCGAUUACUUCCUAACUGUUCCUAAGUAUAAACUUAAAGCACAAGACAUCGCAAAAACGGACGGACUUUUAGGCAACACUGCGGCCAAUAGGAAGAAGAAUCGGUUCAGAAGUAAAGAUGACAUCAGAAUAGAAGAGGAAAACGUUUUGAGGAAAAUAAUCGAAGAGAAAAUGGAUAUAAAGGGCGGCUAUUCUAAGCCCUCCUACAGACACGUACUGUGGGUUCAGUUGGCAUUUCUGCCGCACACUAUAGUAAUGUAUUUGAUUUGGUAUUUCCGGUGGAUUUGGAAAUACAAUGUCAACAAAGAAGAGUUCGGCGACGAAGAGAAGAAGUAUAUCAUUAGAAAAUCGAUGAGUUUAUCGCAACUCCAAUGGGAAGCGCUCACUGAAGAGGAGAUCGACGAGUAUAUGGAGGACGAGCUUUGGAUCAAAGAGAAGUUCGACGUCUGGAAGCGGAACAGAGACGACGAGCAAAAGGCUCAGUUGGCCGAGAGUUCGAGUUAUAAGCGCUAUCGACGUUACCUUCGGAAAGGAGGUCCCGGACAGAUGACAUUCCUCGAGGACUAGACCAACCAAUUCGUCACCUGAAGUGUUAUAUUUACAUAUUUUAUAAAUAAUGUCUUCCUUUGCAAUACAUAUAAAGACAUAAAAGACUAGUCGAGUAUCGGAUCAGAUAAUGUUUGUCUUGAUUUCAAUAAUAGCGUUCGACUCGUGAGACGGCAAUCAUUUGUGUCCCAAUUGAUAGUUUCACACAAAACCACUGCUCAUAGCUAUCGGUGCUAAUCGAUGAUUGCCUCUCAUGUUAUGGUUGAGCACUCAAUCCAAUCGUCUAUUCUUUCACUACUCUCUAAAUUUGUUUUGCAUUUUUUUGUUGUCUUUCAAUCAAAAGUCUUGUGAAUCUUUGUUUUAUUGUCUUUUUUAAAUUUUUUAUUUUAAACACAAUUUUUCUCUUAAAUUAUUGAAAC